Populus euphratica (Euphrates poplar) is the source of this 1050-nucleotide messenger RNA. Its product is annotated as rRNA-processing protein fcf2-like. Gene Ontology annotation, biological process: RNA processing. The record is from RefSeq and is a predicted model, not a curated record. Gene Ontology annotation, cellular component: nucleolus. The transcript has 7 exons. Lineage: Eukaryota; Viridiplantae; Streptophyta; Magnoliopsida; Malpighiales; Salicaceae. Gene Ontology annotation, molecular function: RNA binding. The coding region runs from base 113 to 709 and encodes 198 amino acids.
AGAGCCCAUUAAGAACCCAUUCUGUUCCUUCCGGCACUUUAUUGAUAGGGUUUUCGGUCUCGCAGUUCUCUCUCUUUCGCUUCAAACCCUCAUCACCUGCGGCUUCACCACAAUGGCCGAGAAAGAUAAAGGACCCGUGAUUGGUCUCUCAUGGCAUCCAACGUUGCCGACAUUAUCCUCGUCUACAACCAAAACUAUCAAGACCCCAGAUGAGGCUGAAAGCAGUAGUGCACUCUGGAAGCCCAAUUCACAGCUUGUUGACGGCUUAUUUGUGCCACCCAAUGAUCCUAUUAAGUUAAACAAGUUACGUAAAAGCCAACGCAAAGAUACACUAGGCAAGGAUUGGUUUGAUAUGCCCGCCCCAACUAUAACUCAAGAGUUGAAAAGGGAUCUCCAGCUACUUAAGCUGAGAAGUGCCAUUGAUCCAAAGAGACACUACAAGAGGGGCGAUCCAAAGUCAAAAGAUCUCCCUAAAUAUUUCCAGGUGGGCACAGUUGUGGAGUCUGCAACAGAUUUCUACUCUGGUAGGCUAACUAAGAAGGAGAGGAAAGCGACCAUUGCAGAUGAACUACUUUAUGAUCAAACUUUCCGGGCUUACAGGAAGCGUAAGGUUCGAGAGAUUGAGGAAAAGAAUCGCCCAGGUGGAAAUGAUAAAUGGAAGAUAAAGGGUAAACAAUCCCGGAAACGUGCCAAGGAAAGAAGGCACUAGAAUCCGUUUUACUAUCAUGACCCCUUUGUUUCACAAUUUACGUUUUCAGAGGACUUAAAAUAGAUUGAUAGUCAUAGUGAUUGUUGGAGCAUGGCAGAAUGAACAGUAAUUCCAAGAAAUUCACAGGAAAAGGACCGAAAGAUUUGAGAUAUGCUCUUCCAUGUGUAAAGCUACGUGAGGAAAUUUUGUUUGCUACUGUUUCAAAUUUUCAUUAACAUGUAUGAUCGCCAGAGCAUGCAAUUGCUAUAAAGUUUUUUGGCUGUUGUUCUGUGGCUUUAACAUGUAACAAUUCAACAAAACUCAUCUGAAUUGCUAUAAAGUUAGUCUUUUUGGUUUGAAAA